AUGAAGACGCUGAAGAGAAUGCAAAAGGCCUGCUUGGAAACGCACUUCCACAACAUCAAUCUUCGCCGCAAUAUUUCAUCCAAAUCUCUCUCCCUCGGCGUCCUUGCCAGCCAGCUCUUGUCGUCAACGGAGCCCGACCUGGAACGCUCUGCUAGCUCACUGAUAAUUGUGGACGACGUCAGCGUGCUAGCCUGUGACUUCAACAAUGAAAUGGUCCGCAAUAUCGCCGGGGAAAGCGACGAGGUGACUAUGGAGCGGGGCCAAAGCGGCCGAGAAGCUCCGGGUCUUGGAGGCGGGCGCGGCGGAGCUCAAGUUCAGAAGAAGCCUGCGAUUUCCACCUGGGGCUAA
Molecule: messenger RNA, 348 nt
Organism: Pyricularia pennisetigena
Lineage: Eukaryota; Fungi; Ascomycota; Sordariomycetes; Magnaporthales; Pyriculariaceae
Exons: 2
Coding region: 1-348 (115 amino acids)
Source: RefSeq, a predicted model, not a curated record